Molecule: messenger RNA, 1982 nt
Organism: Salmo salar (Atlantic salmon)
Lineage: Eukaryota; Metazoa; Chordata; Actinopteri; Salmoniformes; Salmonidae
Product: insulinoma-associated protein 2-like
Biological process (GO): regulation of cell cycle process; negative regulation of transcription by RNA polymerase II; neuron differentiation
Cellular component (GO): nucleus; transcription repressor complex
Molecular function (GO): DNA-binding transcription repressor activity, RNA polymerase II-specific; RNA polymerase II cis-regulatory region sequence-specific DNA binding
Source: RefSeq, a predicted model, not a curated record
UUACAAAAAAAACUGAAGGCGACACCAAAGAUAAAAAAACAAUGCAAGCUCAUUGAUGUGACAGAGUCCUCCGUCCCUCUCUCCUGUCAGCAGUCACCUCGCCCGUGCGCCUUUCAUCUGAAAGGGACCGCGAGCGCUCCUUCACUUCAAAGUGGACUCGGGAACCGUUCCAUUCCGGCGUAAAGAUGCCCAGAGGAUUUUUAGUGAAGAGGAGCAAACGCGGCUCAGCGGCUUCUUACAGAACGCGUAACGACGACAAUUUAAUGCCAAAAGCGGACCUGCCUGUGAAUGCACCGGAGAGGCCAACCGGUGUGCCAAUUGCGUGCCCAAUUGUGCCGUUAUCCGAGGACGGUACAUUUGAAGAACCAUGGACCUGUGCCCCGGCUGAAGCGGACCAGGCGCAGCUGCCAGAGAGCGCAGACAAUGUGGAGAUUAGAGAGGACUUUGGGAAAUACCCACCACACCAUCCCCGCACUGAGCCGGACCACGACGGAUCUCCGGGGCGGGCUGACCUCUCCUAUAGCCCGAUAAAACCAGUUGGCGCUGUAGUGGAAAAAUCGUCCCUUGACCGGUGUAUGAGUUCACCAACAGUGACAGAGCCGUACGCAAUGAGCACGCCCGUGUCUUCAAUACAGAGACUUCUUCUAAAUCACGCGCCCGUUGGACACUCUGAUAUGAAAUUCGACCCACCUGUGCACCUCUACCAGUCUUUCCAUCAUGCUAUGAAACGCACGUACAUGGAGCAGGAGCGCAAGAUCAAGCCAGCAGCCAAAAAGCCUAAAGUAAUCCGGAAACUCAGCUUCGAGGACGAAAUCUCCACCUCACCCGUGCUUGGGCUGAGAAUUAAGAAGGAGACCCCCGAAUUUAAAGCAGCUACAGCAUCUUCUGCUAAUAAGAAACCGCUGGGAGAAUUCAUCUGCCAGCUCUGCAAGGAGGAAUACAAUGACCCGUUCUCUCUCGCACAACACAAGUGCUCCAGAAUUGUGCGCGUAGAGUACCGCUGUCCCGAGUGCGACAAAGUUUUCAGCUGUCCUGCCAACCUGGCCUCUCAUCGUAGGUGGCAUAAGCCUCGUCCGGUAAACCACAGAGAGGCACAGAGCGCCAAAAAGUCACAGCCGGAGGCACGGCUGCAUGAGAGGACUUUCGUGGAAGGGAAAGAGAACGCGAGCGAGUUGAGAGUUAACAAUCAGCACCACGUCUCUCUGGACAGCUCCUCGUGUCAGCGGGCCGUCACCGUGGACAGCUCCCACAGACAAGAGCAGCUGCGCAUGAGGGCACAGGAGAGCCCGCCGCCCUUCGAUCCGCGCUACCGGGACCCAGAUAAAAGUAUGGACCUGCACAUCAGAGCGGGUGACAGCCCAGGCAUAAUGCAUUGUCCGGAGACUACCGACGUAGCACUGCCCACCUCUUCCUUCUUAAAGACCUCCGGGACAGUAGAGGAGAUUUACGAAUGUCACUAUUGCAGCAAGAAGUUCCGAAGACAAGCCUAUCUGAGGAAACAUCUUGCGGCGCAUGAGACAAUCAAAGCCUCGACCUAUAACCAGAUAGAGAGUGGGCAAAUCACGUUUCCCUGUCACUUGUGCGGUGUCCAUUUCCCAUCCACUGAAAUUUGGGACAAGCACAGAGUUUGGCAUGCAAUGAGAGAUGACAUUCUGAUGAAUCCAGGGAAGAUUGCGGGUAGACCAGACUUGGUAAGACCAGAAUUAAUAAGACCAGACCUCACACUGGGAGACCAACAGAUAUUCACCUGUAAGCACUGCCCAUCUACCUUCUUCAGUUCUCCCGGGCUUACCAGGCAUACCAACAAGUCUCACCCCACAGAGAUGCGGCAGGUGAUGCUUCUACCGAUGGCAGUCAGACCCGACUGCUAGUAGCCUAGUCUAGGCUGAUGUAGGCAAGUCUAGGCCAGGGUUUCCCAAACUCAGUCCUGGGGUCACGUUUUGUUUUUUUGCCCUAGCACUACACAGCUGAUUCAAAUAAUC